AUGGAGCGUAUAGACGCAGAACACCGCCAAGUUCAUAGAGCACAUGAGCAAGAGCAGUCACCAGGUGCCGCUGCAAGUGAGGUCGAUGAGGCAGAGCUAAUGGUGAAAGUGGCCGAAGAAGCUAUCGUUUGUGACCAAUGCAAUGUGGAUUAUGAUCCCUUCAUUCGAAAGUCAAGUGAAGGUAACGAUACCGGGUCAAGUGUUAGGCAUCAUCUUAAAGACCGGCUGAUGGCGACAGAAGGGGCUCCGGUGAAACUGUUUCCGGGGACUGACGAGCCAGAGUGGAUAUUUAUUGGCGGGAGUCAACGUCGUCAAGCUUCCGGCACGAAUAUAUCAGCUGAGACGUCGCAUUUCAUAAUGAAGAGAAGCUCGGUCACAAAGAUCAAAGAGGUACCCGAACUCACGCCAACCACAGCUGCUGCUGUAGCUGUUGAUGCUGCCUCUGCUGAACAUACGUGA
This is a messenger RNA of Candidula unifasciata, 459 nucleotides long. The record is from the annotation of a GenBank genome assembly. NCBI's taxonomy places the organism in Eukaryota, Metazoa, Mollusca, Gastropoda, Stylommatophora, Geomitridae.